This is a messenger RNA of Clunio marinus, 1138 nucleotides long. The record is from the annotation of a GenBank genome assembly. Lineage: Eukaryota; Metazoa; Arthropoda; Insecta; Diptera; Chironomidae.
AGUAUUUAACGAUAGAUAACGUAACAAAUAAGUGCACUCAAAAGUUUAUUAAAAUAACUUCAAGAUAUUUAUUUUUUUCUUCGUUCGAGACAAAAUUUCCAUCAUUUCGAAUAUCGAUCUCAUUCAUAAAUGGCACGAAAAGCUUCAGAAUAAAAAAUAUUUAAUUGCUGAGCGAUUAAAGCGAUAUCAAUUUAAACUUAAGUCGAUUAACAUGUUACAAAUGUCGUCAUCAAAUGAUUAUGAUAGGCAGAAGAACAACAAUAAUAAUAGCGGAAGAAGCAGUAGAAAUAAGAAAAAGGGUGCUCCAUUCAUGUUUUUCUCGAAUAUAUUAAAGAAGAAAAAGUCACUAGGAUUUGAAGAGAUUAGGGAGAUGAAUACGAGAACAAGGAGUGAACCAUCGGUGGUCAGUUAUAGCUGUUCAUUACCCGUUGGUCAACCGUCAAUUUCAACGUUAAGUUUAACUCCAGGCAGGAUACUGGGUCGUGAAAUUGACCAAGACAUGCAGCAAUUGAGACUUUCUAGAUCUGACAAUCCAUAUCUUCAGAAGAAGUUGGCAUCACGCGACGAAAUGAACAUGAUUGAUAUGGAAGAAAAUUUAGUCGAUGACGACGCAAUCUUAAUUCAAGAUUUAAAUUCUCAAAUCGAUAGUACAGACACAGAUCCUUUCCUAUUGCCUGAUGUUCAAGAACACAUGAUCCGAUCUCCACCCCCAAUUUCUUGGCGUCCACAUGGCAGCGUCUUUAAUUUCUCGCAAGAUAACAACAACACGAUAACGUCACAGAGUAGCGAAGAUAGCACACAUAGCGCUAUUUUCUAUUCGGAAAACUUUACUAAACAUCAUUCACAUAACUCCUUUGACAAUUACAAAUUAGCUUAGAAACAAAGAAAGAGAGAAACAAUUUAGAAGUUUUUCUUUUCUUUUAAAUGAUAAAAAGAAAAACAAAAAAAAGAAGAGAGAUUGAUAACAUAACAGAAGUUUAAUUGUUUGUUGAAAAUAUUUCCAAUUUUAAAUAAUUUAAUUUCUUUUUUAUUUACUUUGUUCUCGAAAUAUUUAAGCGUAUGAAAUGAUGAUAGAAAUUUUAAUGAAAUUUGAAACAAAUAAAUCUUGUUCUCCUGAAACUAGAAUACAACAAAGCAA